Messenger RNA from Aphis gossypii (cotton aphid), 1727 nucleotides. RefSeq names its product clusterin-associated protein 1-like. Gene Ontology annotation, cellular component: intraciliary transport particle B; centrosome; cilium. The coding region runs from base 1 to 1722 and encodes 573 amino acids. The record is from RefSeq and is a predicted model, not a curated record. Gene Ontology annotation, molecular function: potassium ion binding; magnesium ion binding; pyruvate kinase activity. Gene Ontology annotation, biological process: cilium assembly; glycolytic process. The transcript is spliced from 8 exons. Lineage: Eukaryota; Metazoa; Arthropoda; Insecta; Hemiptera; Aphididae.
AUGUUCGAGUCUAUGAUCAAAAAACCCCGUGCAACUCAAGCAGAGUAUUCUGAUGUGGCAAAUGCCAUCCUCGAUGGAGCAGAUAGUGUGAUGCUAUCAGGGGAAACUGCCAAAGGGGCAUACCCUGUUAAGUGUGUACGUACUAUGGCUACCAUCUGUAAAGAAGCAGAGACAGCCGUUUGGCAGAGACAAUUAUUUGCUGACUUAACGUCUGCUGUAAGUUUAUUACUAGAAGAAGAAACAAAUAAUAAUUACCAUCUUCUAAUUGUACAUUUUCAAAUGCUUAAGGUCAAUUUGCCUUUGGAUGCUUCACACACAAUUGCUAUUUCUGCUGUAGAUGCAGCUAAUAAAAGUAAAGCUGCUGCCAUUGUUGUUCUUACAUCUUCUGGCCAUUCUGCACAUCGCAUUUCUAAAUAUCGCCCACGUUGUCCAAUCAUAGCUCUGACCAGAAAUGCCAAAGUCGCCCGCCAAUGUCAUAUUUAUCGUGGUAUUCUACCUUUAUACUAUAAUGUACAACCAUUAAGCGACUGGUUGAAAGAUGUGGACACCCGUGUAGAGCACGCCAUUAAGUUUGAAUUCACUGAAGUCAUGAGAUCAUUAGGAUAUCAUCAACAGAUAUCUAUGGAUAGCUUUCAUAGUCCCAAUUUUAGUUUAGUGUCUGAAAUUUUAUUUUGGCUAGCUCUGCGUUUUGAACCUGACACUAAUUUACCACAAGAAAUUGAAACAUCUGAACAACGAGUUUAUUUCAUUCGCUCGAUUGUAGAAUUUUUUGUUCUUAAGACCAAUAUUAAAUUAAAUGUAAAGAAACUGUAUCAAGCUGAUCGAAAUGCAGUGGGUGAACUAUUAAAAAUAACUGAUUUACUUAAUGAUGCAUUAAAUACAAAACAAGUUUACGAGGAUGAAAGUUUUGCAAAAUUGGAAACUAACUUAACCUACAAAGCUAAUGAACUAAAAACGACAAGAGAUUUGGCAUCUAAAAUUACUCAAAAAGGUGCUGAAUUAUUUCGUUCCUUAGAAGAAGAGAGCGAACUACGGCCAAUCAGAGAUAGUCGAGUUAAUGCUGCAUUAGACAUUAAUGAAGUUGAACAAAGCCUUAAGACACUAAUUCAAAAAACAAAAAAAGAAACUGAACAUACAAGAGAUUUGAUAAAAAAUAUUUCAGCAACCGAAGCUAAUCUGGAUGCAAAAAUUACAAAACGACGAGAAGAUUUAGAAAGAAAUUCAAAGAGACUUCAAACUUUGAAACAAGUGAGGCCAGCAUUCUUAGAAGAAUUUGAAGAUUUAGAAUCUGAACUCAGAAACUUAUAUCAAGAAUAUAUUACAAGACAAAGAUGUAUAAGUUACUUAGAACAUCAACAAGAACAGGUCGCUCAGGCAGAAUUAAUACACAUACAAGAACAACAAGAAUUAGCAAAAAAAAUUAUUGAAAAUAAUAAACAAGAUAACGAUUUAAAACUAUUGGAAGAAGUUAAUAAUGAACCAUACAAUAACCAAUUUUUAGAAAACACACCAGAUAUUAGUAUUAAAGGAAGAGUAAGUAGUGCAGCUACAAGUAGAAAUCGUGGUAUGUUUGGCCGCUUAUCAGAUAGUGAAACUGAUUCUGAUUUAAUGUUAGACGAUGAAGAAGAUUCCAAUUUAAUGGCAUCUGAUGGAGAACUAUCUACUUCUAGAGCUGAAAAACUAGGAAGUAUUCAUAGUGAUAGUGCCGAUAGUAACAACUAAUAAGA